Molecule: messenger RNA, 1644 nt
Organism: Colletotrichum aenigma
Lineage: Eukaryota; Fungi; Ascomycota; Sordariomycetes; Glomerellales; Glomerellaceae
Product: putative transcriptional regulatory protein
Exons: 4
Coding region: 1-1644 (547 amino acids)
Biological process (GO): DNA-templated transcription
Cellular component (GO): nucleus
Molecular function (GO): zinc ion binding; DNA binding
Source: RefSeq, a predicted model, not a curated record
AUGCUCCUCGGGAGCUCUUCAGGGUCAGAUCCCUGGCUGCUUCGUCACUUUCGAUUCGAUGAACUGGGCUUGCGAAGUUUCCACAAGUUGCAUGUCCGAAAUGCUGGUGGCGUGCCGACGGCAGACAAGAUACCGGUACACUUUCUGCUCAGCUCAGACGCUCUGUGUCGAAGUUCGACUGCCGAAGCAAAGGUCAUGGAGUUGCGUAGGAGACUGGACUGUUUGGUGCCGCAGUCCACAGGGGCUCGGCUUGUUCGUCUAUUUCACAAGUAUGUCUUUAAGAUGCUUCCCGUAGUCUCUCGGACGGCAAUAGGUUUGACAUCGGAGGAUGCUCUCCCUCAACCAGACAUCCUAACACAAACAUCGACGCAUCUUUUGGCCGCUCUGUAUAGCUCGGCUAUCCCGUUCGCCCACCAAGACGAUCAUCUGGUAGGCCUUUUGGCUUGUGACCACAUCAGCCUGGACGAAGUCUGGGAGAUAUGUUAUGCAAGCAUGAAUGAGGAAAUUUGCAAGCCCCAUCUGCAUGUUCUUCAAGCUGCAAUCUUGUAUCUUCACAGGAACCAUGAGAGCCCGCGGCAGUCUGCUUCUACGGAUACGGCGUCUAUUUGGCCGUUCAUGGGAACAGUUGUGGGACUAGCACAUAAUCUAGGCCUACAUUUGGAAUGCCGUAUGAUGGGUCUUCCUGCUCAGGAGAAGCGACUCCGCCGAAGACUGUGGUGGGCAGUCUUCAUACAAGACAAGUUCCUCUCUCUGCAUACAGGACGGCCUCCUUACAUUCGGAACGAUGAAUGGGAUGUCGGCGAGCUUGACAACUUUGACUUUCUACCAUGGAACGAGACGGAUGCUCCGAAGGCAUCUCCAUUUCGGGACCUGGCCAGACUAUCACUGAUCGCAGAGAGACUACAAGCGGACUUAUACUCUUUGAAGUCGUGCCAGAUAUUGGCGGAGAAUCUACCAGAUUGUAUUCAAGCUGCGCGGCCAAUAUUCGAUGCCUUACAUCAAUGGCGGGCCUCCGUCCCGAUACCAGAGACAUUUCCUGAGUCAAGAAUCUCACUGAACGAGAAUCAGGAUCCGUACCCUGCUUGCAUCUCACUCGCGUACCUUUCGUUGAUAGCGUAUACGUGGCGAGCAUUGCUUCGGCCCACAGUCCGAUCCGCCCCUCCCCCGCAGAUCAUCGAUGUCGACGCCGAGCCUCAGACCUUUCCAGAUACAGGGUUUUUGUUUGAGAACCUCAGCUGGAAUUUCUCUGAUUUCCCAGAGCUGGAAUCACAGCUCGAGGACGGCGCUUCAGAUUCGAGUGCAACGAUCAAUGAGCUAUAUCAAGCGGCACAGACUUGGGCAGAAGCCCUAGUCAAGUUUACAGUCUGUCUAACCUCCAGCGACUUUGGUCAAUUUUGGUACUUAUGGUCUAAAUUCAGUCUAGUAGUGGCCUCCAAUUUCUUCAUGUUGUUACUCGUUCAGGCCCCUAAUGCUGAAAGCGGCGCGCGAGCCAGAGAAUUACUUCAGAAAUGGCGUCAGGUUGUUAGAGAUCAUGCCAAGGUCUCUCCACUGUUCCUCUUAACUGCAACAGAGCUGGGCCAGGUCUAUCAAACAGGAAUUGCCGAAACGUUUUGUCUACCUUCUCAUGUACUAGGCAUCUUGUAA